AUGGCCAAGUUUCUAAAGAUCACCUUCUACGAGGAUAGGAACUUCCAGGGUCGCUCCUAUGAGACCAGCAGCGACUGUGCUGAGCUGACCUCCUACCUGAGCCGCUGCAACUCCUGCAGGGUGCAGAGUGGCUGCUUCAUGGUCUAUGACCGCUCCAACUUCAUGGGGAACCAGUACUUUGUGAGGCGGGGCGAGUAUUCCGACUACCAACAUAUGGGCUUGAGUGAUUGUUUCAGGUCCUGUCGCAUGAUUCCAAUGCACAGAGGGCCAUACAGAAUUAGGAUCUAUCAGAGGGACAACUUCGGAGGCCAGAUGUAUGAGAUCAUGGAUGACUGUGACUCCUUUAUGGAACGUUAUCACAUGUCCGACAUCCAGUCCUGCCACGUGAUGGACGGCCACUGGCUGAUGUAUGAGCAGCCUCACUACAGAGGCAAGAUAGCAUAUCUGAGGCCUGGAGAGUACAGGAGCUACAGAGAGAUGGGCCUGAGCUCCAACAUGAGGUUCAGGUCUAUGAGACGCAUCAUGGAGUCCUGUUAG
Pygocentrus nattereri (red-bellied piranha) is the source of this 537-nucleotide messenger RNA. RefSeq names its product gamma-crystallin M3-like. The record is from RefSeq and is a predicted model, not a curated record. Gene Ontology annotation, biological process: lens development in camera-type eye; visual perception. The transcript is spliced from 3 exons. Bases 1 to 537 code for a protein of 178 amino acids. NCBI's taxonomy places the organism in Eukaryota, Metazoa, Chordata, Actinopteri, Characiformes, Serrasalmidae. Gene Ontology annotation, molecular function: structural constituent of eye lens.